AUGUCCAUCCUUGCAGUUUUGACUGACGAAACUACAGCAUCUCUAGAUCACCAAUUCAUGUCCGCGGCGCUUUUACGCAUCGUUGGCUGGUCGUACCUCCCAGAUUUUGCAACAAAACAAGCUCUCCGUGUAAUUCAUCAGGCAUCUUCUAGUAUUUUUCACCGGCCUCCGCCUGAUCCGCGAACGCCUGCUUAUGCACUACACUACCGACUUACUUUCGCAGCAGUUGUCCUUUGUUAUCUUAUCUAUAACUUCUUGGAUGCUUCUGGAAGCAUCACAAACAACUUUUACGAGCUACUCGGCGUAUAUCCGAACUCCAGUGAUGCUACCCUAAAGACGGCGUUUCGCGGGUUCGCAAGGAAAUAUCACCCAGAUCGAGUAGGUCCGUCAGGAGAAGCAUUGUUCAUCGAGGUAAGAGAUGCUUUCGAAGCCUUGAAAGACCCAGUGAUCAGGUUUGCGUACGACAGAUUCGGACCUGAUGUCCUGAAGUGGAAAGAGUGUACAACAAUGCGCGAGUAUCUCCGACGCGGGCUACUGAGCUCAUCAUUGUACCACGUCAUGACUGGUGCUGGUCUGAUUCUUUUCUCAGUUAUCGGAAAGCCCAGUCCAAUAGCAGCAUGGCGUUAUCUUCUUUUUCUUUCCCUUUUUGCAUCAGAGCUUUAUCUCCUCCUUGCCCCCUCGCCUUCCACGUUACCACCGAGCCCCUUUGUUGAUGCAGCAACCUCGCACACCACGAUCCUCCAUAUUGUAUUUCCUAAACGGAUUAUACACCAACAUGUUCUUCUCCUCCAUCAGGUCUUCUUUUUCCUUUCAGUUGCAUUGUCCCGAGUGGCACCAGUCCUGUUUCCCUCGCUGAUGCGGGGAGAUCCUAUCACGGAUCAGCAGAUCGUACGCGCUAUGGCCGAGAGACUUGGUGCGCUGGCAAAGACAACAGAACGAGAGUGUAAGUGGAUCAUUACCUUUCUUGGCAUAUCCAUUAAGUUUUGGUAUGCACCAAUAUUUCUUCUGACUCUAGUUUCGAUUAUGCUGGAUACGGAAUUGCUCGCAAUCCAUGAGACACCCAUGGUCACAUCUGAGUUGAGCACGCUACCUCGGUCGCGCGAGAUGCUCAAAAGUGAUAUCAUGCAUACUUUGACCAUGGAGAUGGAAGAUGUUGUUGUGGAGAAUAAGCUAAAGUCGGAAGUCGGGCCUGUGAAGACUGCAUGGGACUUUGCUGUUGAUAAAAAGAUGAGGAAGAGAGUUCAAGGUCGGCAAUUACAAGAAACAGCAGAUAAACUGUCAUCGCAACCACCAAAAACAGGUCAAGUGAAGAUGUACAACCGCGCUCGAUCUUUAUCGUUUUAA
Messenger RNA from Suillus subaureus, 1344 nucleotides. RefSeq lists its product as uncharacterized. Gene Ontology annotation, molecular function: misfolded protein binding; protein-folding chaperone binding. The transcript is spliced from 3 exons. NCBI's taxonomy places the organism in Eukaryota, Fungi, Basidiomycota, Agaricomycetes, Boletales, Suillaceae. The record is from RefSeq and is a predicted model, not a curated record. Gene Ontology annotation, cellular component: endoplasmic reticulum. Bases 1 to 1344 code for a protein of 447 amino acids.